Tupaia belangeri chinensis (Chinese tree shrew) is the source of this 3756-nucleotide messenger RNA. It is a transcript of the gene TMEM248, whose product is annotated as transmembrane protein 248. The record is from RefSeq and is a predicted model, not a curated record. The transcript is spliced from 7 exons. Bases 195 to 1139 code for a protein of 314 amino acids. NCBI's taxonomy places the organism in Eukaryota, Metazoa, Chordata, Mammalia, Scandentia, Tupaiidae.
CUGUCUGCAGGGGUAGGUGUCUGGUUUAAAUUUCUCCACACCUAUUGAAUGAUUUCACUGCCAAAGGAAAAUUGUUUGCUCUCUUAAUAAAAAGUCCGUGAAGCUGAAAGAAAUAAAAAGUCUGUGAAGCUGAAAGAAGUUAGUUUCGUGGGUUUGGGGAGGCAGCCAGAAGACUGGUGGAGCUGAUCAGAAUAAUGUUCAACAUCAACCCCCUGGAGAACCUGAAGGUGUACAUCAGCAGUCGGCCUCCCCUGGUGGUCUUUAUGAUCAGCGUAAGCGCCAUGGCGAUAGCUUUCCUGACGCUGGGCUAUUUCUUCAAAAUCAAGGAGAUUAAGUCACCAGAAAUGGCAGAGGAUUGGAAUACUUUUCUGCUGCGGUUUAAUGAUUUGGACUUGUGUGUAUCAGAAAAUGAGACAUUAAAGCAUCUCACAAAUGACACGACAACGCCAGAAAGCACAAUGACUAGUGGGCAGGCCAGAGCAUCUACCCAGUCCCCCCAGGCCCUAGAGGAUGCAGGCCCGGUUAACAUCUCAGUUGCAAUCACCCUAACCUUGGAUCCGCUCAAACCCUUCGGAGGGUACUCUCGCAACGUCACCCAUCUGUACUCGACUAUUUUGGGCCAUCAGAUUGGACUGUCAGGCAGGGAAGCCCACGAGGAGAUAAACAUCACCUUUACCCUGCCUACAGCUUGGAGUUCGGAUGACUGUGCUCUUCACGGUCACUGUGAGCAGGUGGUGUUCACAGCUUGCAUGACCCUCACAGCCACCCCCGAUGUGUUCCCUGUCACUGUGCAGCCACCACACUGCAUUCCUGACACGUAUAGCAACGCCACGCUCUGGUACAAAAUCUUCACCACUGCCAGAGAUGCCAACACCAAAUACGCUCAAGAUUACAAUCCUUUCUGGUGUUACAAGGGGGCCAUUGGAAAAGUCUAUCAUGCUUUAAAUCCCAAGCUUACAGUUAUUGUUCCUGAUGAUGACCGUUCAUUAAUAAAUUUGCAUCUCAUGCACACCAGUUACUUCCUCUUUGUGAUGGUGAUAACGAUGUUUUGCUAUGCUGUUAUCAAAGGCAGACCCAGCAAAUUGCGUCAGAGCAAUCCGGAAUUUUGUCCUGAAAAGGUGGCUUUGGCUGAAGCCUAAUCCCAUAACUCCCUGUUUUCUGAGAGGAACUGAGAGAACCAUAAUCAUUGCCGGCUGAACCCAGCCUAGGCCUGGACACUCUGUGAAUACAUUAUCUUGCAAUGUUGGGUUAUUCCAGCCAAAGACAUUUCAAGUGCCUGUAACUGAUUUGUACAUAUUUAUAAAAACCUAUUCGGAAAUUGGUCCAAUGAUGCACGUGCUUUGCACUGGGUGCAGCCAGAGCCCUUCAGCCUCACCGGUGGACUGGUGGACUUGGCGGGAUAUUUCCGCCUAGUGCUAGAGGGAAUUUGUGGAUCUUGCUGCUUCCAAGCAGGUGAUGUUUUAACCAAGGUCGCAGGCCACGUUUUGUUGCUGGUGGGGUUGAGGGCUGCUUUGGUUCUUGUUUCAGCCCAAUAUGUACAGAAUGUUUGAAACAGUCUGCACCUUUGAUAUGAAACUGCAUUUCCAAAGCCACCAAUCCAUUUUGUGGAUUUUAUGUGUCUGUGGCUUAAUGAUCGUAACAACAAUAAUACCUUUUUUUCCCCACCAUUUUGCUUGCAAGGAAACAUACCUAUCUAAGUUUGUUUUUGUUUUCGUUUUUUAAGAAAAAAUAAAAUAGUCACAUUUUAAUACUACUCUAGUUAGAGCAGACUUGUGCUUUUAUCCUGAGUAAAAAGUUAAAUAUUUAAAAGUCACCUACAUGAUAAAGAUCUAAGUCUCAUUUUCCACACAAGUGGUGGGGAGCCUGUCUUCUCUGAGUCAGCAGAGAAUGUCUGCUGUCCUUUUGUCCUCUGUCGUCCCCUCCCUCUAGUAUAGAAGUUAAAGCAGCUUCCUCCCUCAAGAGGCCCUGGAGGUUAAGAAAUGGCUGUAGCGUAGAUAAUAACUGUCCUGCUUUCAGGAGUGUAGAUGACAGUGUGGAAAGAAACUGUUGAUUUGCUCUAAUAGUCAUGAAAGGUUUCUUUUUUUUUCUGCUUUUACUUUUAUGCAACUGAGAUAUCUUCAGAAGAAGGGCAAUGGGUAGAUCAGUAACAUUAUGAAAACAAUGCCUGUGAAAUUUGAAGGAUUCUAAUUCUGACUUAGCAUUUAUCAGGGGAAACCAAAAAAAUCUAAAUCUGUCUAAAAACAUUUAAAUCAUUUAAUUCCACUGUCCCUUUUCUUUCUAAUCCUUCUUCAUGUAAAAAAAAAAAAUUGUACAUAAUCUUUUCCAGUCCUUUCUUGUUUCCUUGUAUUUUUGUUGUUGUUGCUGCUUGUCUUAUUUUUUUUAACUCUGCCUUAAUCGCCCAUCGUCACUAAUGACUUCUGGUGCAAGUGAAACCUGGGACGUGACCGUCAGUACUUCCUUCCCCUAACUCUAGGUCUGUUCUAAAUUAGAAUGAGUUCCUGCAGUCUGAAAUAUGUUGGCCUAGAACACUUGACCCCAGGCAUUCUCGAAUGGAAAACAAUUAUGGCCUGUUACUGAAGAUUGCUAAAAUAAUCACUGUAGUAACUUGAUAUGUUGCUGUUAUUCCUGUCAGUACCUUUCGAGGAGUGGUUGUGCUUGUCUCUCCAUUGUUUUGGUAUGAUAGGAGUUGCUUACAUGAUGCCUGAUGUUAAUUUAGUUUUCUCUGUAGAGACUUUGAGAACCUCAUGAGAUAAGAUUGAGAAAGAGCCAUUUGACUUGGCCUUUAGAAAUGUCACUCUCAUUUGGAUCAUCAGAUUUUAGAUUAAGCUGCUACUUAAUUAAUAAUAUGCCAAUGAAGUAGAGCUAUAGGGAUAGAUUUAUACCUGGUAGAGUAAUAUAAAAGGAAAAGACAAGUGGAAAAAGUCGGUUUCACUGGUGUGUCCAAGCUUUCCCUUGUUUUAAUGACAGGGAAUGGCUGGAGUCCGUAGCCAGGAGAGGAAGGACACUGCCAGGCAGAAGAGGAGAAGUGCCAAAAAUGCCUGGACAAUAGGGCUGCCCUGAGGCCUGGACACACACUUUAAGAAUCCCACACUCACCCCCGCAGGCAAUCUCCAAGAUCUUAUAGAAACACAGAGUCAGCCAGGGGUAUAAAGAGAGGCUGGGGAAGAGAGGAGGCUGUGGGACCUGAGUGAAGAGGUCUAGGGCCUCAAGAGACCUCCAUGGACUCUCAGGAAGUCCAGGGGACCUGCUGUGACCUGGUGGCCAAGGCCCAGACCUCAGCCCUGUCUUGCUGGUGGGCCUUAGGAUGGGAAGAGUGUUACAGGCGGGGGCGUUUCUGUUCGGGUGACCCCCGCAGGAGCACUGACUCGUCCUCAGGCACCUUGGACUGGAGGUCCAAUAAAAGGUCAGCAACUUCUUAUUCAAAGGUUGUUUCAGAUCAUAUUGAUCUCUUUCCUUUUUCCUUUUGUCCUUUCACUGUAUGACUUGAAUCAGUUUUGAUUCUAUUUGUAAGUUUUUCUUGUCGUUAGGAACCUGCCAUUUGUGUUGCACUUUCUUUGGCAGUACGUAAAGAUUCAGCAUCCUGGUUUUUCAACCCUCCUGCAGGCACUGUGGGGUUACGAGGGCCAGCGGGUCCAUUUCACUUCUCUUGCUGCAUGAUGGUCAGUAGCUGAUCUGUUAUGGCAUUCACUCCCAGAUUAAUUUUCCGUGUUUGAAAUAUGUGCAUAUGUGCUUUACAGAAUAAAACAUCUGAAUUUA